AUGUUGCAAGAAAGAUAUUACUUUUUUAAUGGAAAACCACUAAAAGAAAUUAUUUAUGAAGAUGAUCAGUGUAUCGUGUUCGAAGAAUUGAAUUCUCAAGCACGUGUACAUUUCGUGGUGAUGCCCAAAAAAGUGAUAUCUAGGUUAUCCCAAACUUCAACGGCCGAUGAAAAACUACUUGGACGUCUUAUACUAGUAGCAAAAAAUAUUGCAAUUCAAAAAGGCUUGGACGAAAGUGGUUAUCAUAUCCUGAUUGAUAAAGAACCACGUACCAAAUUAUUAUCAUUACAUAUUUCUCGGGGCGUUCUAAAGCCAUUGCUCUGGCCUAUAACACCAAACUGCAGACUGUGA
Molecule: messenger RNA, 351 nt
Organism: Parnassius apollo (apollo)
Lineage: Eukaryota; Metazoa; Arthropoda; Insecta; Lepidoptera; Papilionidae
Source: the annotation of a GenBank genome assembly